Molecule: messenger RNA, 3217 nt
Organism: Scylla paramamosain (green mud crab)
Lineage: Eukaryota; Metazoa; Arthropoda; Malacostraca; Decapoda; Portunidae
Product: GTP-binding protein 10-like
Exons: 11
Coding region: 1507-2109 (200 amino acids)
Cellular component (GO): mitochondrion
Molecular function (GO): GTP binding; GTPase activity
Source: RefSeq, a predicted model, not a curated record
AGGUGGCAGACUGGGAGAGGCGGGAACAGGGAGAGAGGGGAGACGCGUGGCCAGAGAGGAGGCCAGCGUGUGCCUGCCUGUUUUGGAAGUGUUUCCCUGCCUGUUGAGUGCCUGUCGUGCCCUGGGAGGCUUGUGGUGCCCCUGUAAACUUCUAAAGCAGUGUACUUGCAGAGGAUUUGUCGAUAAACCUAGGAAAUAGUGCCCGUGUUUUCCCUUGUGCCCCGGCUGUGCCCCGGCCUCGUGUGUGUGUGUGUGUGUGUUGUCCCGGCGUUUAUAGUGUGACUUAUUUGAGGCCCCGCUGCUCUAGUUUCUUGACCUGUGCCCGUGUGGAUAACACGCCCGCCCCGAGUGAGGGGUGGGCACAACAGUAUUAUUAGAAACAUGAACCGUCUAACAGCCACGAAAAAUAAAUUAAAUUUUUCGUAUGGAGAAGCAAAAAUCACAGGAAUUUGGCUUUCUAAACUAACCUAAUUCACUCUCUCUCUCUCUCUCUCUCUCUCUCUCUCUCUCUCUCUCUCUCUCUCUCUCUCUCUCUCUCUCUCUCUCUCUCUCUCUCUCUCUCUCUCUCUCUCUCUCUCUCUCUCUCUCUCUCUCUCUGUCAAAUGUGCAGGUAUGGCAGUCCAUGGAAGUAAUGUUUGGCAGAGCAAAGGACUGACUUGUGUUCCUUGUUGAUAACAAACAAACAUGAGCAGGCAGGGUGUAGUAAUGUUUUGAUGCUACACUGAUGCAUUGACAAAUAAUAAUCAUAAAUGGUUUAUUAAUAAUCCAGUUAGGACUAAAUUUAUAUUGUACUGAAUAAAAAAUAAAAUGUGAUAAAUAUACGCUUAAAAUUAGGAUCUUAUUAACUAAGGUGGUAUUACAGGAGGAGGAGGAGGAGGAGAAAGUUUUGUAUUGCUGUACAGGAGGAGGAAGAGAUUUUGUGUUGCUGGCAAGAGGAAGAGAUUUUGUGUUGCUGGGAAGGGGAAGAAGAAAUUUUGGGCAGUGAUGGAGAAUGUGGGUCCCUCCUGGCUGGGUCCUGCAUCCUGGUGGUAUGAGUUGCCAGCGCUGCAUCUCUUCUACAGUGCUGCCAUGCCAGGCCACAGUCUGCUGAAGCUGUGCAAGGCUCAGCCAGACCAGCGGUGGGUUGGGGCAGCUGGCAUGGACAGUCGCAAGUAUCGCAUCUGUGGGGAGGCUGGUGCUGAGCUGACCAUUCCUGUCCCUACCGGCACCACCGUCUGGCUCGAGCAGCACCAGAAAUUGCUGGGUGAGAUAAACUGUGCAGGAGACAAGAUGUUGGUGGCUUGAGGUGGGCAGGACGGCAACCCCAGCAACCAGUACAAUGGGCAGAAGGGACAGGGACACAUUGUGAAGCUGGAACUGAAGCUGUUGGCCGAUGUGGGUCUGGUGGGCUUCCCUAACGCUGGCAAGUCCACACUGCUGUGGGCCAUCUCCAGGGCCAGACCCAAGGUGGCCAGCUGCCCCUUCACGACGCUGCAGCUGACCCUGGGUGUGGUGGAGUACAGUGACAUGCGGAGGCUGACCAUCGCUGACCUGCCAGGACUCAUUGAGGGUGCCUGGGCCAACGUGGGGAUGGGGCACCGCUUCCUGCGCCACGUGGAGCGGACACACUUCCUCCUCUUUGUGGUGGACAUCAACGGCUUCCGGCUGUCACCCAAACAGCCAUACCGCUCACCCACCGAGAAUGUCAUGCUGGUCAACAGGGAGUUGGAGCUGUAUUCACCUGACCUGCUGAGUAAGCCAGCACUCCUUAUGGUGAAUAAGAUGGACUCUCCCAAUGCUGAGUCUCGCCUGCAGGAACUCCUUCACAACAUUAAGAGGAUGGAGGACUAUGUGUUGUGUUGCUCCUGUGGUGCCAAACUCACAGAGAACUCAUGGGAUAACUUUGUAAACAUCUCCAUUCCACUGUCUGAGGCAUCCCAGCUGGUGACCAUCCUGGGACACCCCCACCUCAUGGUCCAGACCCUCAGGAACCCUGCUGACCUUGCUUUUGACUUGGUGACUGUCAGGAGUGGGCUGCUCAGGAGUGGGAGAGGAUAUUUGAACCAGAAAGCAAAGCCAGCACAACCCACUUCAAAGCUUCCUUGGAGGGUUUCUAUGGACUCAUUCUAGAGAAACUGGUCACUGAGAAAUUGCAGUGUCCUAAACACAGAGGCAGGCAGUCUCCCUAUUGAAGCAGGCUGAAGCUAAACACUAGAGGCAACAAGAUUCAGUCUACUUUUACAUUUCAGACUCCUCAUUGGCCUUCCCAAGCACCAGCAGUUUUAGCACAAUGGCACAAGACGGGUAGGACAUGGUGCCUCUCGACCUCGAGCUUCUGGCUGAGCUGGAGGAGGAAGCAACCUCUCACUAUACUGAGGAGGAUAACCAGUUUACAGAGCACUGCAAGAAGAGCCUGCCUAAGCCGCAAAUACUCCCUGCUGACAGAUUUGACCGCAACAGACAGUGCAGAGGCAACUUUAGGCAUCAAGACUACAGGAAGGAAGGAGGCUGCAGGGAUCAAGGGGAGUACAGAGGUCAUGGGAAUUAUAGGGAUCGUGGGAAUUACAGGGAUCACAGGAGGGAAUAUUCUGACCACAGGCAAGGGAGGUUUGUCAGUGACCACAGAGAUCAUGAUGACAGCAGAAGGGAUAGCGAGAAGAGGAAGUACAGGUCUGAGAAGGAGAGUGAUGAGUAUGGAAGAAGGAAUUACCAGUCCAGCAAAUACUACAAUGGGUGGGGGGGGGGGGUGUCAUCCUGUUGAGUUUUGUGAAUCCAGUGGCUGGUAUAUUUAUCUUUCAUCAGGGACUUCACACAAGCUUCCACGCCAUUAAUUCUUUGAGCAGUAACCAAAGAUUACUGACAUUUAAUUUACAUUUAAAUGCCUGCCUGCCUGUCUGUUCAUAUCUUUCUCUCACAACGUACUCACCAUUCACUUGUGAACAUUUAGAUUUUUAGGAAAUAUUUUUGAGCAAGUUCCUUCAUCACAAGGCAACCAUCUACUAAAAAGAAAGAAAAAUGGAAUAUAUGUUGGCAUUUCCUUGAUUGCUUUUGGUGUUAGUGACUUUCCAGAGUGACAAUACAAGUGUUAUCCCCACUACAAGUCAUGCACUAUAUAUAACAUCACUGAGUAUCUUUUCUCUCAUUUUCAUAUAAAUGUUUGUAACAUUUUCAUAUAAAUGUAUGCUAACUUUUAUGUGGACUUACUGUAAGAUUUUUUAAAAGUAAAGUAUUUAUCCAA